Messenger RNA from Talaromyces rugulosus, 1335 nucleotides. RefSeq lists its product as uncharacterized. Bases 1 to 1335 code for a protein of 444 amino acids. The transcript has 5 exons. The record is from RefSeq and is a predicted model, not a curated record. NCBI's taxonomy places the organism in Eukaryota, Fungi, Ascomycota, Eurotiomycetes, Eurotiales, Trichocomaceae. Gene Ontology annotation, molecular function: oxidoreductase activity, acting on the aldehyde or oxo group of donors, NAD or NADP as acceptor.
AUGCAGUCCUCGGAUUCUAAAUCUCACUUGAAGCGCGUCUGCGCCGCCGCCAUCGAUGGGAGGACAUCCAACGUGCGCUUCAUACAAAGUCAACUCAGAAUACUACACCAAAGUAUCCUAGAUUCGCGCGAGGGGAUCUUGGAGGUUAUCGCCGCUUCGUCUAGCAAUAUUACUAACUUCAAAACGGAAGCCGAAGUGGAAUUUUCCAUGGCAAUUGCCACGGUCAGAGAGCACUACGAGGGAAUCAACUUUGAUCGGGCGAUUACCAAUGAAUACAAGAUUGCAGCAGGAAAAAACAACGCAGAGCGUCGUAUAGGGUAUGGGGUGGUUGUGGUGAAACCGACUAUGCACACACGGUUUUAUGCGAUUGUAUCUGCUGUGGCGUGCGCUAUCGCUGCAGGUAAUACUUUUGUAGUUGAGUGUGACAAACGUGCCGUCGAUGACUUACUACCAUCAUUGUUCCAACCCCUGGACUGGGAAAUUUAUGCCCUUAACCAGGGUCCUGUGACUGAUGACGAAAUUCUUUCCACGGCUUUGACCAUUGACCAAACUGGUGAAAUAGAGACCCUCCACUGCGUCAAAUCAGUACCAAAUCUUCGUUCUAUUGCAGUCAUUGAUCGUACUGCGGAUGUUAAAAAGGCUGCACAGCAAAUACUCGCUGCUCAUGUUGCAUUUUCUGGACAGUCACCACAUGCUCCUGAUCUCAUAGUUGUCAACGAAUGGGUCAAAAACAAAUUUUUGGAGGAAAUUAUUCUUGAGAGAACGAGUGCAACAGGUCGUGAGGUGCACUCAAGUCAUGCUGGUGAUGAUAAGCAUGCUGCAUGGAAGACAGCCCUGGUAGAGGCAGAGAGUAAUGGAGAAGCCACGCUUAUCAAGAAAGAAGGUCUAUACAUGAUAGAUGUUCAUCAAAGACGACCCGAGUAUCUUGUAGCGUACCAUUUCGCUGAACCUGCCGCUGGAAAGUUCUUGAGCCAACAAAUCAACAGCCAUUGGUCUUUCAUCAACCAUAUCCCCGCACAGCUUCUUGUGGGACCCGCCCUCCCCCUCAAACAACAACACUUUUCGCUUGCUCUACGGUAUACCAAAGAAAUGCUGUCCAAGCCAAGACCGGAGUUUGUAGAAGAGCCGAUUGGAAAUUCUGCUAUUGAGCUGAAGGAUCUGAUCAACCCAAUGUCUACCAAAUUGCAGAUUCUCCGACAGCGAGAAACACAACCCCUGAGAGAGACCGGCCAGGGGCCUGGAACGGCUAUUGGCUUCUUUGAGCAGGGAAUUAUUGUGGAAACUUUCACUGCAUUUUGCCGGAAGGGUCUUUGGGUUUUGAUGUUUGCUUUGUGA